Molecule: messenger RNA, 279 nt
Organism: Cladocopium goreaui
Lineage: Eukaryota; Dinophyceae; Suessiales; Symbiodiniaceae
Source: the annotation of a GenBank genome assembly
AUGCCUGCGACCAUCCUUCCCAGUUGUCAGGUGCAAAAAGAGUCGGCCAAAGCAAAGCCGAUGCCCACAACCAAACCGGCGAAGCUCCCCAAAGCUACAGGACAGAGACGAUUGAAACACCACGGAGAACCGGUCUCGACGGCUGAAGCAGAGGUCAAGGUGGACGAGGUGCUCAAAACUUUGCCAAAGAUGAAGACCAAAGAACUUCGAAAGCUGGGGGAGGCCAUCCUUGGCGAGCUGUCGUCUCGAGCUGCGCUGCCUGUGCGAACGGAGUUGUGA